AUGCUGUGGUUCCUCAAGGGAAUGUCCUUCGUCCCCUUCCUACUGGUGACAUGGUCAUCCGCAGCCUUUAUCAUCUCCUAUGUGGUCGCAGUGCUCACUGGGCACGUCAAUCCCUUUCUUCCCUACAUCAGUGACACAGGGACAACACCACCAGAGAGUGGUAUUUUUGGGUUCAUGAUAAACUUCUCUGCAUUUCUUGGUGCAGCUACGAUGUACACAAGAUAUAAAAUAGUGCAGAAGCAAAAUGAGACCUACUAUUUCAGCACUCCUAUUAUUAACUUGGUGUCAUUAGUUCUCGGAUUGGUGGGAUGUAUUGGAAUGGGCAUUGUGGCCAAUUUUCAGGAGUUAGCUGUACCGGUCGUCCAUGAUGGCGGCGCCCUUCUGGCUUUCGUCUGCGGUGUGGCAUACACACUCCUGCAAACCAUCAUCUCCUACAAAUCGUGUCCCCAGUGGAACACCAUGGCCACGUGCCAUGUCCGGAUGGCCAUCUCUGCGGUUUCCUGCGCAGCUGUGGUCCCCAUGAUUGCCUGUGCUUCGCUAAUUUCUAUAACGAAGCUGGAAUGGAAUCCAAAAGAAAAGGAUUAUGUGUAUCACGUAGUGAGCGCCAUCUGUGAGUGGACCGUGGCCUUUGGUUUUAUUUUCUAUUUCCUAACAUUCAUCCAAGAUUUCCGGGGAGUCACUUUAAGGAUAUCCACAGAAAUCAAUGAUAACCUUUGAAAGACCGAGAAUCCUGUCUCAGGGAAUAUCAAGUGGCACAGAGGAUGGACAGGCUUGGAUGUCACCCUGAUUGGAACACAUUUGUGGCACAUCCGGGACUUGAAUUUCAUUAAGAAUUCCUAGUAGUUGUUCUAUUUACAAAGGUAUGUUUUCUAGAGAAUGUAUAGCAUUGGGGACACUGUAGCAAUAUUUUUAUACUUUCUAAGGCACUCUUUAUAUGAACAGAUUCAUAUGCAGACAAGA
Molecule: messenger RNA, 960 nt
Organism: Psammomys obesus (fat sand rat)
Lineage: Eukaryota; Metazoa; Chordata; Mammalia; Rodentia; Muridae
Gene: Dram1
Product: DNA damage regulated autophagy modulator 1
Exons: 7
Coding region: 1-717 (238 amino acids)
Biological process (GO): regulation of autophagy
Cellular component (GO): lysosome
Source: RefSeq, a predicted model, not a curated record